AUGGUCUUCCAUCAAAAAGAAUUCACCAACCCGCCUCGUCCACCCCCAAUAGGAACACCGUUGUCGUCGCCCAUCGCAAAACCUUGGUACUCCGUGGGCCCCGGAAUAUGGGCACUGAUGCUAAACGGUUCAGACGAGCAUAAUUCCGCACUACAGUGGUGGGAACCGCACACCACUACAGAUCCCAACCAAAUAAUCACGCAUACCUUCACCGAGGAAGUGUGUUUUCUCCAGGGUGGACUAGAGGAUCUAAGACUAGGCCAGUCGUGGGGUGUGGGUGCGUAUGCAUAUCGCAAGCCUGGAAUGGAGCACGGGCCUUACCGGGCAUCGGCAGAGGGGUGUUUAAUGUUUGUGAAGGUUAUACCUCCUCAGACUGAGUGA
Molecule: messenger RNA, 381 nt
Organism: Penicillium lagena
Lineage: Eukaryota; Fungi; Ascomycota; Eurotiomycetes; Eurotiales; Aspergillaceae
Exons: 1
Coding region: 1-381 (126 amino acids)
Source: RefSeq, a predicted model, not a curated record